AUGAAGCGCCUCGAACCCGAGGUUGAGCAGGUAAAAGUGUGUCCUUUUUUUGUUGUUCAUAUUUUUUUCAGAUUCUCGAGCAGUUUGUUAUUAACAAUGACAAACUGUCGGAAAUAACGCAAAAAAUAAAGGCGGAGAUAAAAUUGGGUUUGGCGACUCAAAAUGGUUCUUCUGUGGCAAUGCUUCCAUCGUAUGUCCCGGCUCUUCCAGACGGAUCAGGUUCAGUUUUCGAGUAUUCUUUUCAAUUUGCUGUGUUAUGUUUGCAGAGACUGGAAAGUAUGUUGCGAUUGACCUUUCGGGGAAGAAUUUGCGUAUCAUGCUGCUGACUCUAAAAGGACCAGAUACUGAGCCAUCAGCCGUCAACAACAAUUACAUUGUUCCAAACCACGUCAUGAAAGGGACUGGAGAUCAGGUAAUCCGUUUAGUUUAUUUUUUUAUUCACACUUAUUUCAGCUUUUUACAUUCAUCGUGAACCGUUUACAACGUUUCCUCCAAGAGUUCAAUCUUCUCGAGGCCAACAUCCCAAUCGGUAGGUCUUCAAAGUUUUUUCAAUGCGGAAAUGAUUGAAUCCGAAUUAACCUGAUUAUUCUAGGAUUUGUUUUUUCUUAUCCUUGUGAGCUGCUCUCGAUUCGCUCUGCUCGUUUACUUUGGUGGACGAAAGGAUUUGACAUCAAGGUUCUUAGUUUUUUCGUUUUUUCUUAAACCGAUUUAUACUUUUCAGGACUGUUUGAAAAAGGACGUCGUUCAACUGCUUGAAGAAGCUCUGGAAAUGAAUAUGGUACGCUUUUUUUCAAAUUUCGGUAGACUUUUCUCUGAAGUUCCCCCUUUAUUUGUACUAUGAAAACAUUUUCGUACUUCAGUCAACGAAAGCAACUAUAAAGGCAGUUAUGAACGACACAGUAGGACAACUCGCUGCGGCCGCUUACAAGUACGGUAGCGAGUGUACUGUGGCCGUCGUUAUUGGUUACGGGUUAGUAUUCAAUUAUUUUUAUAUUGCGUGUGAAAAAUUUUCAAAAGUUUCGUGAGAUUUUGGUUUUUUUCUUUCUUUUUUCACUGAGUCUUCGUUGGCAGGUUUUAAAGAUUUUUCCAUAAGCCGAGAUUGAUAAAAUAAAAGAAAUAGUGGUUUCAAAAGUUUCUUUGUUUUUCAAAGCUCCUUCGAACUUUAGUUUCUGAGUUCUUGAUCAUUAAAAAACAUUACUACCAUUGAAAUAAACAGUUUUUUCAAGAAGGGCGCAAAAGGAUUUUUUUCUGUUCAUUGGCACGUUGGCAUGAAUCUUACGAAAGAAUGAAUUUAUUUCUCAGCAAUAUUUUUCGAUAAACAAAUAUUCAGAAUAUUUAUGUUUUAUUACCCGAGGUAAGUUUUCAGAUGCAACUCUUCUUACCUCGAAAAGACUUCGAACAUCACGAAGUUCGACGCGAAAGCCUUAGGUUACCAACACGAAAAGAUGGUCGUCGUCACCGAAUGGGAAGAGUUCGGAUCUAAGGUUUUCUUUUCCUUUUUCGCUGAAACACGAAUUGCACUACUUGUUUCAUUACAAAGUUAUCCGAUCGUAUCGAUUUUAAGCUUUCUCUGUUGCAGGGAGAGCUGGACGACGUCCUCACGCAAUUCGAUCGCGAAAUCGAUGUUGCCAGUGUGCACAAAGGAAAGCAAAUGUGAGAUAUUCGUUUUUUUUUUUUUUUCUGUUUCUUUUUCUAAGGCUGGUCAGAGUUCAAUAGAGGCGAACGGCAUGUUCCUCUAUUGAUUAUUGAGCAGUGAUAUUUUAUUUUAUAAUAACUUAUUUUUACUUUUCCUUUUAGUAUCGACAAACUUACGGGUGCGCUCUACCUGGGAGAACUCGUUCGGCGUAUUCUGUCGCAGCUCGUUUUGGACAGGUUCAUUAUCACUUUCAUUGCCACUCCAUCGAAUUGAAAAAUUUUUUAGUCAAAAUCUAUGAUUUCUAUUCUUUUUUGUUUUCCACUGGUUAAGAGAGAGCAGAAAAAAACAUCUUGUUGGACUUUUUAGGCGUCUACACGAAAUACGAAAUUUUUACGUCAAAAAUGAAGUUUUUUUUGAUCGCAAAUUUUUUUCGACAAGCUUUACGAACCAUGCGUUUUCUGGCCGAUGAAAAAGUAUAUUAUUAUUAAAACCUCACAUUAGACGCUUGUGGUUUAGAUGAAAAUAAAAUGAAAUAAAUAAUCCACUUCCAAAACUAUAAAAAAAAAAUUGUUGACUCUUCAUUCAUAUCUCGUGCCGGUUAUUUGAUUCUUCGAUUAUUUCAGACUACUUUUCGAAGGUCAGCCUUGCGAAAAACUGGAAGAGGUGGACACGUUCCCGACGAAGCACAUCUCCGAGAUUCUGGCGUGAGUGACCUCGUCUUGUUGUUCAGCGCCGGCUGCCGGUUUCAGAGAGGAGGAAGGCUGCUUCAAGACGUGUCGGCGACUUUGCGACGACCUCGACGUGCCGAUGCAUGGCUCCAGCGACUACGUCAUCAUCCGUGAAGUUUGUGACGCCGUGUCGCGUCGCAGCGCCAGCAUCGUUGCCGCAGGUUUUCAUUGCUGGUUUUUUUAAAAGUAGAAGCUUAUUUGAUGAAAGGUUACUUCUUAAGCUUUUCUUAAGCAUUCUUGAUUAGAAAAUGAAUAAUUUAGAAGUGAAAGCGUUGACACUAGUUGAAAAACAAUUAACAACAAUUUAGAGUUUUAACUGAUUUUGAAGUCUUGCAUAUUGUUAUUUUUUUGUAUGGUCUUUGUGGAAGGAAAAUAACUUGUAUCUCUCGAAGCCUCAAAAAAAUUCGAAGAGUAAUUUUAAAAGCAUUUUUCUAGCUAUCAGCGCGUUGAUCGACCACUUGGAGUUGGACACUGUGAAGAUCGGCGUCGGCGGCGCCCUUAUCCAGUUUCAUCCGACCUAUCACGAAAUGCUCAAGCAGAAGCUCAUUGAGCUGGCUCCUCCGCAAAUUCAGGUUCCACUGUAUUUCCUCUUAUCACUGAUGUACUUUCCUUACUCGUAGUUUUUUAUUCUGUUUGCUUGAACACCGAAAAUAAUUUCAUGAAAUACACCUCAUUUACACAUUUUAAUAGGUUCACGUGUGAACGUCUUUCAGUCGACUUUUAAAAGUUUUACCUUCAUCUUUAAUUUUUUUCAGUGGGAGCUGGUUCCUGCCGAUGAAGGCAGUGCCCGUGGAGCGGCGCUAAUUGCUGCGGUCGCCGAGAAACUCGACCUUUAG
Messenger RNA from Caenorhabditis auriculariae, 3200 nucleotides. Lineage: Eukaryota; Metazoa; Nematoda; Chromadorea; Rhabditida; Rhabditidae. The record is from the annotation of a GenBank genome assembly.